Hordeum vulgare subsp. vulgare (domesticated barley) is the source of this 501-nucleotide messenger RNA. Its product is annotated as 40S ribosomal protein S29. Gene Ontology annotation, cellular component: cytosolic small ribosomal subunit; ribosome. The record is from RefSeq and is a predicted model, not a curated record. Gene Ontology annotation, biological process: translation. Bases 82 to 252 code for a protein of 56 amino acids. Gene Ontology annotation, molecular function: zinc ion binding; structural constituent of ribosome. The transcript is spliced from 3 exons. Lineage: Eukaryota; Viridiplantae; Streptophyta; Magnoliopsida; Poales; Poaceae.
UCCUCAUUCUAGCCAGGCGCGAGCAAAGGUAGGGUUUACAGUUCCCAACUUCCAAGCCUCGCCGCCGCCGCCGCCGCCGCCAUGGGACACUCGAACGUCUGGAACUCGCACCCCAAGAACUACGGCCCCGGAUCCAGGGUUUGCCGUGUCUGCGGCAACUCGCAUGGCCUGAUCCGCAAGUACGGGCUGAUGUGCUGCAGGCAGUGCUUCCGCAGCAACGCCAAGGACAUCGGCUUCAUCAAGUACCGUUAAGAAUGGAAACCUCAAAGGAAGCAAGGACUAGGAAAUUAUCAUCGAACUGCGGUGCUUCAUCGAGGCCGAUCUUUAUUAUCCUAUAAACUAUGUAAUGAACUACUGUUAAUGUUUGAAUUGGAGUGACAAAUCCGUGAAACCAUGUUGGUGACUGCUGUUUGAGCAUCUGAAACCCGUAAUUCUGUUACUGUCAUGCCUUUAUGAUUAUUAGAAGGUUGCCCUGCAUCCUUACAUUUUUAUUUUGCGAAA